UGCACGCUCUGCGUCGAGAUGGAGGGAGGAGGGCGCCUCGACCUAGACGCGCUGCUCAGGCAGUACAGGGCCGAGGAGGUCGAGGCGGCGCCGGCGUUCCUGGAGGCGUUCGACGAGAUCCGCGCAGACGACGCGGAGUUCGACCACAUCCGCGCAGACGACGCGGAGGUCAUCGACGCGAUCGAGGCCGCGCUGCUGGACGACGUCGCCGAGCAGCCUGGCAUCAAGCGGUCCCGCCGCGAGUGGGCAGCUCACGCCAGGGCGGCGAAGAGCAAGAAGAUGACCGACAAGCUUCGUCGGGACAUCAAG
Prorocentrum cordatum is the source of this 309-nucleotide messenger RNA. Lineage: Eukaryota; Dinophyceae; Prorocentrales; Prorocentraceae. The record is from the annotation of a GenBank genome assembly.